CAUUUUUAGAUUUUUUUUGUGAUUUACUAAAUAAUGUAAUGUUUGUAAGUAAAUCAAGUAGAUCAUGGUGACAUGUGCUGUAGUUAAUUGUAAGAACACUUCUGCGAAAACAUCUAAAAAUAAAGAUGGAAUUACAUUUCAUAGAUUUCCACGUGACAAGGAGCGUCGCCGACUGUGGGAGCAAGCAGUCGACCGUAGAGAUUGGACAUCCACAGCUUCUAGCACGGUUUGUUCGGAACAUUUUGAGGCGAGAGAUUUCUACUUGACGGAGAGUGGGUUGCGACGGCUGGCUAUUGAUUCAGUACCUAGCAUUAAUAUAUCGCCUUGCCAACAACCAGAACCUACAAUAUCACAAAUAGAGCCAAUAGACUUGAAACCUACUGACACUGAAGAAGUCAUUCAGUUAAAAUACAGAGUAAAAAGACUAGAAGCCAUAGCAGAGAACCGAAAACGGCGUCUAAACCUUAUGUGGCAAUCGAGACGGCGCCUGAAAAAAAAGAUGGACAGAAUGAAAUGCAUGAUUAAGCAUUUGAUUAAGAACAGGAAAGAUAAUGGAUUUGAUACCAGGGAUGAGACCAAUAGAUGAGUGUGUAGUUAAUAAAUUUAAUGAGGUGUUAUCUAACAAAUACUGGUAUGUUUGACAGGCUGCCAAUUUAGAUGUAACCCUAGCCAUUGUGUAUAAUAUUAGGGAAAAGGUACCUUUAAUCUGCAAAAACAUGGAUGUUAGAUGUUUACAAACUGGGCCCUAAGUAUGUUUCUGAGAGAGAAGUUUAAGGAAAUUACAUUUGUGUCACAAUAGUUUUAUGAAAAUGCAAUUUAUGUUAGACACAAUAAAUAAAUAAUUUUGUUGAUGAAAAAAGUGAGACAUAUUUGAUUCUAGUUAAUACAAUUGUUUUAUUUCUAUGCCUCUGUCGGACCAGUCUGUUAAGCAUCUGCCUGCGCUUUGGUUUACACCUGCUAUAAAGAAAACCAUGCAGCGUAGCGUUAAGGUGAAAUAGAAAUCCAGUCUUAUCGAGAGUCCAUGGUUAGCCGGUUGGAUUUGACGCUCAAGACAACUCCGAUUGGGGC
This is a messenger RNA of Hyposmocoma kahamanoa, 1068 nucleotides long. Its product is annotated as THAP domain-containing protein 2-like. The transcript has 3 exons. Bases 65 to 586 code for a protein of 173 amino acids. NCBI's taxonomy places the organism in Eukaryota, Metazoa, Arthropoda, Insecta, Lepidoptera, Cosmopterigidae. The record is from RefSeq and is a predicted model, not a curated record.